Paramisgurnus dabryanus is the source of this 3350-nucleotide messenger RNA. It is a transcript of the gene garem1, whose product is annotated as GRB2 associated, regulator of MAPK1. Gene Ontology annotation, biological process: cellular response to epidermal growth factor stimulus; epidermal growth factor receptor signaling pathway. The record is from RefSeq and is a predicted model, not a curated record. Lineage: Eukaryota; Metazoa; Chordata; Actinopteri; Cypriniformes; Cobitidae. Gene Ontology annotation, molecular function: proline-rich region binding.
CCAGCUCCGAGAUCUGUGCGGUGUGGAAUACAUGGCAUUUCCUGUCAGUGUAAAUAGACAGUUGACUGACAUGGCUUCACUACACUUCACGCCUGCGUUUAAGUAAACAAAAGGACAUCUAACGAAGCUUUCUCCAUGAAAGAACCGUUAUUCGCUGCAAAUGCAUGUGGCGGUGGGAUAACGUGCCGAUGUUAGCAAGCUAACAUGGACCUUGGAUCGAUGCUUUACAACAGUUUAAAAGAUGUAACGUGGAGCACGACGACACUGCCUUUGGAUAGACUUGUUAGUGCCUACAGACUACCACAGAUUGUAAAGUUGGACAGCGGGGAAUCAGUGGAAGGGCUGAGAGAAAAUGACUACCUCUUGAUUCAUUCAUGUCGCCAAUGGACCACAAUUACUGCUCAUAGCCUGGAAGAGGGCCAUUAUGUCAUCGGACCGAAAAUCGAGAUCCCCGUCCAUUAUGAGGGUCAGUUUAAGCUGCUGGAGAUGGACAGGGACAUUAAGGAGCCUGUGCAGUACUACAACAGUGUGGAGGAGGUGGCCAAGGCAUUUCCUGAGCGAGUUUAUGUCAUGGAGGAAAUCACAUUCAAUGUCAAGAUGGCAUCAGGAGAGUCCAACGAAGACACUGAAGUGUACAACAUUACACUGAGCACUGGGGAUGAAUUGACACUAAUGGGCCAGGCCGAGAUCCUUUAUGCAAAAUCGUCGCGAGAAAAAUCACGUUUCAACACCAUCUUCAAGCGCAUCGGUAAGCUUAACUCUAUAAGUAGGCUUGGGCGCGGAAAGAUGCCAUGCCUUAUCUGCAUGAACCACCGCACCAAUGAGAGCAUCAGCCUGCCUUUCCAGUGCCGAGGUCGCUUCAGUACCUGCUCGCCGCUGGAGCUACAAAUGCAAGAAGGAGAACACACUAUACGCACAAUCGUGGAAAAGACCAGGUUACCCGUGAAUGUCACGGUGCCCAGCAUCCCGCCACGAAAUCCGCAUGAUCUCCAUUUGAUCCGCGAAGGCCAUCGAUACAAGUUGGUCAACAUCCAGACUAAGACUGUUGUUGUGUGUUGUGCGUUACGAUCGAACAAAAUACUGCCAGUGCAUUUCCCCCUGCACGUGUCCACAGCUUUGCCACGUUUACUGGUGCCUGAAGGGCUACUUCAGGGAGAAGCUUGGCUAGAGACGGUUGUCCACCGCUGGUUUACCUAUUGUCAGGAGCAGUUUGAUAUUGAUGACUACUCCAGGGCAGUCCGCGAUGUACGGGUUGACUGGAUUGAGGACAGCAAGAGUCCAAAGAAAAACAGCACUGGGGGAACAGGAUGUGGGAGCACGAUCUGCAGCUCCGGUGGAGGCGGGAGCAAUGGCUGCUCGUCACAUGUACACUUGCCAAGUUCUCUAAGCUCAGCCCGAGAUGAGCUCACGCAGUCAUUCCACCGCCUGUCUGUCUGUGUCUACGGCAACAAUCUCCACGGCAACAGUGAGGUAAAUCUUCAGGGUUGCGUUAGUUUAUGUGGGGAUUGUGUGCCGCCAGAACCAGCGGAUGCAGAUUAUCUGUUCCCAGAGCUGCUAGACAGUUCCUCAGGUUCGCUUAAACCAGACGUGCCGUAUGAGGAGCUUUGGUUGGAUCACAUUAAGAAUCACGGACCCGUGCUAGAACACAAUGAGGGUUUGCGAGGAAACACUACUGUCUCAGGCUGCACGACUGCACUGCCAUACCCCACAGCAGGACCCACAAGCGCCCUCCUCAGCGGAGAUGUCAAACUACCUCCACCUCCGGUGCCUCCAAAGUCUGAAGCUGUGAAAGAGGAGUGCCGGUUGUUGAACGCUCCACCGAUUCCACCACGGAGCUCCAAACAGACAGGCUCGGGCAAUAUCACAGUGCCAUACCCUCCUGCAAAGCCACGGCAGACAGACACUCGCUCCCCAAGCCCAACACUAUCCUAUUACUCAUCUGGCCUACACAAAAUAGGUGCAGAGGGCGAGUCGCAGAAUGAGUCAGAUGAUCAGAACCAUGCAUGUUACCCAUGUACCUGGCUCAGACCAGAUGCCACCGAGGGCUCAAAGCCUCUCCCUUGCCUCAGUCCCUCCAUCGAUGCCUCUUUUUCCCGCCUUUCCUGGCCAAAUGAUUUCUGUGGGGCUGAUUCGUAUAAAGGCGAUGACUUCCCUUCAAUCCACUGUCGGAGUUACUCUAGUUAUCCGCGCAAGAGGACACCUGGUACUCCUAAGGCUUGUCCUUCAGGGCUCUUUGACUUUGAUAGGCGGGAGAAUUUUAUGGGGAGUGCUGCGACCUCCAAGGUCAAAAAAGUUUCCCAGCCUACCAAGUUUUGCACCAAAUCCACCAGCUACACUAUGGAAAUGUACAGAGACAAAUCCUCAGAGGAAUGUAACACUAAGCAGAGCCAGUCCUGCCCAAUUUUGCCACCAAGAACCCCAAAAUCGAACGAUACAAAGAAAGAUGCAGAGCCCGUCACUACAACCAUGCCCAAUGUUGAUGCUAUGGAACUUGAGUCCAAAAACUGCUUGCCAGAAAGAUCACAUCAAGGCACUACAGAUGUGUCCUCAGUCUCGUUUCCUGAAGCCACAGGGUCAUCAUGGCAGCCACCGAACAACCUAUCAGGUCUAUCCAUUGAAGAGGUUUCAAAGUCACUACGGUUCAUUAGUCUGUCAGAGGACGUUGUUUCUUUGUUUGUGCAAGAAAAAAUCGAUGGAAAUUUGCUCCUGCAGCUAACGGAGGAGAUUCUGUCGGAAGAUUUUAAGCUAAGCAAACUACAAGUAAAGAAACUUAUGCAGUUCAUUAAUGGCUGGAGGCCCAAAAUGUAAUGUUGAACAAGCCAAGUCAGUCAAGAGCAAAACAUGCAAUGUGCUGCAGUAGCAGCCUGAAAUAUUGGCCUUCUGUAUUGCAUUAAACCGUUUUGUAUCUAAAUGCUAUGCACAGUCUUGUAAUGAUUUUAAUAGCCAUUUUGUUUAAUAUAUGUAUAUAAAUAUAUAUAAAUGGAUUGCUUUGUGUAUUAACAUUUACCCAUCUCUAUGUAAUCUCUUUGUGACCUUACGGUACCUGCACAACAGACUUAUUUGCUUGAACCCAAAGCCUUUGAAAUCUGAAAAUAUUUUGACCCAAUCCAACUGUGGCCUAAGUUUCCUUGGUUGUUGAUCAAUAAAGUUGAUUGACCUGAUUAGAUAAUUUUUUUACUUAGACAAAGGAUAGUUGUUUUAUACUGUAAAGGGCACAUAUUAUGCAAAAUCCACUUUUACAAGCUGUUUGGACAUAAAUGUGUGUUGGUGGUGUGUGAACACAAUAACCCUACAAAAAAUUCACCCUCUCCUUUUCUUUAAUCCCCAUUAAACCAAAUGCAGUCUCGUUA